CGAUUUUGACGUGAUUAGUGUGGUUUGGUCGUUCAGAAUAUAAACUUAUAAAUUUGAAAGUUGUGAGUGACGAAAAAUGAAACGCAAUAAUGUCAAAAAUGGAAAUGGUGAUGAAUUUUUUGAAUCUGAUGAUGAUGAUAACAAUGGUGAUUAUGGCUGCAGUAUUUUUACUAGCGAUUCCGAUUCUGAUGACGACGACGAUGAAAGCGGUGAACCACCAGUUAAAAGACGGAAAAAUCUAGAAGAAUCGUCCUCAUCGUCAGAAUCUUCAAUAGAUGAUGACAGUGACUCAGGUUCUAGUUCUGCUGAAUCAGAAACUUGCGCCAUCUGUCUUGGAAAACUGAAGAACAAUAAACCUGUUGCGACACCAGAUGUCUGUGAUCACACGUUCCAUGUUAACUGUAUCAUAGAAUGGUCUAAGAAUGUCAACACAUGUCCAAUUGAUCGAAUGGUUUUCAGUCUCAUACUGGCUCGAGAUAAUUUGUUGGCCACUGAAGCUAAUGGAAUUCCUAUCGAAAGACGUAGAGAGCAUGACGGCGAGGACGACGACGAAGAGGAGAUGGAUGUGACAAGAUGUCAGAUCUGUCAGAGGAGCGAUGGUGAAGACAGACUGCUGCUAUGUGAUGACUGUGAUGAUGGCUAUCAUUUGGAAUGUUUGACACCUCCUCUUACAAGAGUGCCGCGUGGUGAUUGGUUCUGUCCAGAAUGUGUUGUAAGACGAGAGAGCAUGGCGGCAGCAUCUGCAGACACGUCGAGGGCAUCACGCAUCAUUGCUAGGACACUGGUCACUCGAAGAGUCCUUGGAGAACUGCAAAGGAAUGGCUUACUGGCUCACUCAAGUGAUGAAGAUGACGAAGAUGAUGAGGGGGAGGAAGAAGAAGAUGAUGAGGAUGAGGGGGAGGAAGAAGAAGAUGAUGAGGAUGAAGAUGAUGAUGAGGAUGAUGAGAACGAGGACGACGAUGUUCUUCAGGAUUUGUUCAAUGAUAACCUGUCUGAUGACCAUAAUGACGUCAAUGAGGAUGAAGAUGACGAAGAUGCGAAUGUCAUUCUGCUAAAAUUUCCCAAAGAACCCAAAACAACAUCUGCGAGAAAAGGUAAAAGUAAUCUAGCAGCACUAAAAACUGGUAGAAAGAAGACAAAGGGAACGAGCAAUAGGAAAAGGAAGAAGACAGGGAAACGUAGGAAAAAGAAGAGUAGGAAGAGACAGAAGUUGCUGAGAGAUGAUGACGGCAACAUUAUCAUUCAACCUUCGACUUCUACUAAAAAAAGCAAGAAGAAAAGUAAGAGGACCAAGAGAAAAACAAAAAAGAGGAAAGCAAAAAAUAAAGCACCGUUACCUGUGAUUGGCAGUCGUACAAGACUGGCCAGAAAAUUGGGCAUCGUGCCCCCAUUGGCUGGCCACUUCCUGCCCCAAAUGGUCAAGCCCUCCCCCUUGGAAAGGUUCAAGGCCAGCAUGUGUCAGGGCAUUGUCCCACAUAUCUUUGGAUGUGAUCCUGAAUAUCUGCCAACAGUGUUCGUAGUUUUUUUUUUAAUGUUUUGCUAUAUAGAUGCUAAAUUUAUGUUGGCGCUUGUCAAAUCAGCAGCAUCAUCAUCAUCAUCAUCAUCAUCAUUUGACCUACUGGGUGACAUUUUGAAGAGUCAGUCAGUUCUGCACAUGAGGCGUGGUGAAGUUACUAUUCAGAGGGACGGCGGGGAUCUUUUUGUCAUAUUCGAACCCGGUUACUGCGAAACAGCACCAGGCGACCUUAACCAUUAG
Molecule: messenger RNA, 1756 nt
Organism: Helobdella robusta
Lineage: Eukaryota; Metazoa; Annelida; Clitellata; Rhynchobdellida; Glossiphoniidae
Exons: 7
Coding region: 77-1756 (559 amino acids)
Source: RefSeq, a predicted model, not a curated record